Messenger RNA from Sorghum bicolor (sorghum), 1890 nucleotides. RefSeq lists its product as uncharacterized. Bases 246 to 713 code for a protein of 155 amino acids. NCBI's taxonomy places the organism in Eukaryota, Viridiplantae, Streptophyta, Magnoliopsida, Poales, Poaceae. The transcript has 2 exons. The record is from RefSeq and is a predicted model, not a curated record.
CUGCUAGCGAAUGCGGACAGUUCGCAGAACCUGCAAAGUCCCACAAAUGCCUGCGUCGCCUAGGUACUCCGUCUCCGCCGCCGCCGCCUCCAUCCGCUAGGUCUUGCGACUGCUCAACGCUGCGAACAACAGCGCUCUCUAUCCGCGUCCAUGGCCGAGGUGCUGCGUGCAACAGCGCUCUCUAUCCGCGUCCAUGGCCGAGGUGGCCGCUGUGGCACCGAUGCCGAUGUCGGAGAAGCCCGCCGAUGCCCCCGCCGCCGCGCCGGCCAAGAAGAAGCCGCCUUAUUCCUCCAAUGACAAAGAAGAGGAAGGGAAAGAGCCUGCCGGGCCAUGCUCCAGCCACCGAGGCUCCCAUCGCUAAGAGGAAGGAGAAGGGACUGCCGCACCCUGUUCCAGCCUCCGAGGUCCCUGUCACCAAGAAGCCGAAGACCGGCGAUGCGUCCACGUCCACAACUAAGCUCCCUAUAUCCGGCGUAGCCGUCGUCGCCGCUACUCACACAGCAGUGCAAACCUUUGCCUCCGCAUCGUCGACAUUGUCGUAUGGCCGUAUGGGUUGCCGGCCCCGAGGUCCAUGUUGCCCCUACUCCAAAACGGGGAUGCCGACGGCCAAACGCCACAGCAGUAAACACUUCAGAUUGUGCCGAGAUGCUGAAAGUUGUGGAUUUUCCUGGAGUUUCUGUUUCUUGCUAGAGUCAUGUUCUUCUGACCUUUAACAUCUUCGUCCAUAUGAAGUUGUCACAAUCAUGCUGAAUAUUUUCUUGUAUUGCAUUUUAAUUGCUUUCAUGUAACCUCAAGCAAAAUUAAGCUGUGAAUUCUACAAUAUAUUUUCUCUUUUGUGGAAUGUUAAAAAACACAGCAAAAGUGGUAUCAAGCAAAUUAAGUUGUCACAAUAAUCAUGCUGAAUAUUUUCCUUUUCCACUGAAAAAUGCUGCUCCAAUAAUACUAAUUGUUGCAUUAUUAGGCAGUCCCGUCUGUUUUUUUUAUGUAUAUACAAUAACUCUAGCCGCUGUAAAAUCUGAUGGAAAUAUUUCUUUUUGCAGGAUAACAACCAGUGCGAACUGAUGCCUUUUUUCAACAAAUUUUUCAGCCAGACAUGCAUUUCUCUAGUUAAAAAUGAUGAUUCCAUUCAAAUGGUAGUACACUGAGAUUAGUCAGGCUUGUAUGAUGCUACGCACAUGCAAGAAUAGUUAAACCAUUGUUCAAAGGGUAUAUGUUCGCAAGAAGAAUUCCACUAUAUGAAACUGCUACUAAAGAUGCAAGAAUAGUUACGAGAGAAGUACUUGGCUUGUCUUCGGAUGGAUCUGAACAGCUCAGGAAAAGGAGAGGAUUAUAUAUAUUGACUCAUCACUGGUAAAAUUACUAUGUUGAGUGUAUAUUAUUUUUUUUCCCGUCUUGUUCUGCAGCCUAGCAUGUCAAAUGUGCCGAUGGCGACCUCCCCUUUGAUCGCCUCUUCCGGAACAAAGCACAAAAAGCCUCAACAGAAGUCUUCAGCAACCAAGCGCUUCAAGCCUCCAAUGGCAAGGAAGGUGAACUCUCCUAUGGUGAUGAGGCUUUAGUCAGUGAAUCAAUGCCAUUAUCUCCUCCUAUUGGGCCAAUUGAUUGCUCGAUUGGGCAUUUUUGUGAUGGGUGGACUGAUAUUGUGGUCAUAGAAUGAACUUGAACCAAUUAGUUUCUGAACCAUGAUUCUGGAAGGCUGCCAAAAUAGUUGUUGCGGCCGGCAGGGACGGUUUGCAGAGCUCUGGAAGGGUCCUUGUAGCACAAUUGGUUCUCUGUGCUUAUCUCCUAACAGUUUCUUUCUGUGUAUAGUUGAACUAACUAAAGAACUAUUUGUCGGCAAUACAGUAAAACAGUGACACUUGUGUACAUUUCAAUAAUAUUUCCAAAUGUUCU